Aureobasidium uvarum is the source of this 396-nucleotide messenger RNA. NCBI's taxonomy places the organism in Eukaryota, Fungi, Ascomycota, Dothideomycetes, Dothideales, Saccotheciaceae. The record is from the annotation of a GenBank genome assembly.
AUGGCGCCGCAGUACAUGCCCCUUCCCCUCAUGGACUUCGCAGCGGUGAAGACUUCCAACGCGACCUUCGACUCUCCGGACUGGAAUUGGGCGCGCGAUGGAGGCAUCUUGGAUGGCGAAUACGUCCCGUACAUCUGUGAAGCCAUUCUCAUAAUGCUCAUCUUCGUCCUAUGCAUCCUCGACCACAGAUUCACCAAGCCCUUGCGUGCAGACAGUCAGAACCCAUAUGCCGUGUACGAAGCGGCAGCAGAGCGCGAAUACUCAGACUGGCGCAGCGAGUGGGAGUCCAAAUUUCCAGACCUCUUCAUCGGCCAUGCUAUCUGCACAAUUUGCUUUGAACCUAUCGGCGACCGAGAAAUGAUUCCUACCUUCGCCAUGCUAUCGACCGGCUUCUGA